Paramecium octaurelia is the source of this 734-nucleotide messenger RNA. The record is from the annotation of a GenBank genome assembly. Lineage: Eukaryota; Ciliophora; Oligohymenophorea; Peniculida; Parameciidae.
AUGGACGCUGACAUAUUCAAAGAAAUGUUUCCACAAGAUUAUAUGAAAAAAUUUUUGGAGAAAAAUGUUAGGAUAGAUGGGAGAUUAUUUAAUUAACCAAGAUAGAUUUCGAUAGAAUUUGCAGAAGGAUUUACUCAUUAUUAAUACGCUGAUUGUUUUAUUUCAGUCAAACAUAUUAUUCGAGAGGUAGAGUUAAAGGAAGUAGAUCUAAAUUAGUGCAUCAGUAUUAGUAUUUAAUGAGAUUAAGAAUUAUCUAUAAUUAUGGAUAAUUAGGAGGAUUUAAGUAAUAUUGAUAAAGCAAGAAUAGAGAAGCAUUACCUGAACUAAAUUCAAGAUAUUGUGACUCAGAUUGUAGAUCCUCAAAGAUUGAAAAAUCAAAAUAGUCAAGUUACAUCAAUUGAAUUGUUUAUUAGAGUGGCUGGGGCUGAUGGAUCAUUAUUGUCUCAUCUAAUAAAUUGUGUUUCCUUUUCCUUAUAGUAAAGUAAAUUUCUAGUAUUAACGUAUUAGUUAAACAAUUUUAAACUAAAAUAUCAAUAAUUAAUAAGGAAUUAAAAUGUUCAACCUUUGGUAUGUUCUAAGACAAAAUAUUUGUGGACCCAUCAGAUUUUGAGGAAAGGAAUAGUUCAGUUCUAACUGUAAUUUCUUUCUUAGAUGAUGAGUAAGUUAUUUUUAAGAAGUAUGACGGUAAACCGCUGAAUUAUAAUUAAAUAUAAUAAAUAAUUUAAUCAUUCUGA